This is a messenger RNA of Prorocentrum cordatum, 1332 nucleotides long. Lineage: Eukaryota; Dinophyceae; Prorocentrales; Prorocentraceae. The record is from the annotation of a GenBank genome assembly.
AUGUCAUCGGACGAGCUUUUCGAGUGUUAUCCGUGGGGUCCGGGGUACCGCUUGGCCGCCGAUGCGAACGUGUACGAGUUCAGUUUCACGCUCGAGCCGAUCGAGAUUUUGGGGGACCUCCUCUCGUCCCUGGGCCUUGACGAGAACGAGGGUUUCAACCUACGCAGUUUUGGAUGCAUCGAUUCUUACUCUGGGGAGCCGGCGACGCACCAGUCGGCCUUUGUUUUGACCGAGUACGAGUCCAGUUUCACGCUCGAUUCGCUCGAAAUCUUAGACACGAACCUCUCCCCGUCCAUGGGCUCGGCCGGGUACGAGGAUUUCGACACGAAUGACUCUUGGGACCCGCUCUACGGAGGGGGCGGCAAAGGCGGCAGCAGGACCUCGCAGCGGGUCCGGGCCGACAAGUCCCAGAUUCAGGACCAGCUCAUCGCCCUCGCGACGGCCGUCGCUGAGCUGCAGCGUGCGCAGAUGGGCACCCGCACCACGCCGAAGGCUGGUCGUGCCGAGGCGCGGCCUUCAAAGCCCACCACCACGCGCCCUAGGCGUCAGAGGCGGCAGAGGGAGGACAUCCCGAUCGUCGCCAAGCUGCGCUCCCUGCUGUCCGUCGUGGACGGCGGCAUGAACGCUCCCCAAGAGAAAGAGCCGCCCCAGGUCAGGGCGCGUCUUUUUCAGGACCCCUGGGGACAGGCCAAGAUCGUCACUUCCAGCGCGGUCCGGGCCUCCCUGGAGCAGUCCACCGAGUCCAUGGUGAUCCUGGCGGCCACCCGCGCGGAGUACGAGCAGUGCGAGCGCGCGAGGAAGGCCCUCGGGAACCGCCAGAACAUCACCUACGUCGUAUUGGACAGCAACGGCCCCGACUCGGUCCUCCUCGAGGGCCAGCGCGGCCCCCGCUCCGCCAACGCCAACAUCACCUACCUCAGCGAGUCCGCGCCGAAGUGUGCUGGGCUCCACGCGGCUAUGAAGGACGACGAGCCCGUCCCAGCCACCAAGCUGAAGCUGGUCAAUUUUCGGAUCACGAUCUCCGCGGAGUUCGCCGACGAGACCCUCUUCCACGUCGCCUCUGCGGAGCCGCAGACCACCCCCGCCCUUGUCCUCGGAGACGUCCUCGCGGAGCGCGUGCUGCGCACCCGAGGUGCCAUCGCCUACGACGCGGAGGUCACAUGCAUCGCCUCGACGACCGAGGCCAACGCUGCCGAUUUCCGGACAGCAGUCCCACCGAGAGGUGCCUUCAUCAUGCAGCAGGACGCCCCCAUCGCCCCGCGAUGGCUCUCCCGGAGGGCCGACGAGGAGGACGAGGAAGGCACCCGCAAGUACUACGACCGUGUCUGCUAG